AUGGCCACCAUCCGGUCAGAGACGGACUGCUACGACAUCAUCGAGGUGCUGGGCAAGGGCACCUUCGGGGAGGUGGCGAAGGGCUGGCGGCGCAGCACAGGUGAGAUGGUGGCCAUCAAGGUCCUGAAGAAUGACGCCUACCGCAGCCGCAUCAUCAAGAACGAGCUGAAGCUGCUGCACUGCAUGCGGGGCCUGGACCCCGAGGAGGCGCACGUCAUCCGCUUCCUGGAGUUCUUCCACGACGCCCUCAAGUUCUACCUGGUUUUCGAGCUGCUGGAGCAAAAUCUUUUCGAAUUCCAGAAGGAGAACAACUUCGCACCCCUCCCCGCCCGCCACAUCCGCACCGUCACGCUGCAGGUGCUCAGGGCGCUGGCCCGCCUCAAGGAGCUGGCCAUCAUCCACGCCGACCUCAAGCCUGAGAACAUCAUGCUGGUGGACCAGGCCCGCUGCCCCUUCAGGGUCAAGGUCAUUGACUUUGGCUCGGCUAGCAUUUUCAGCGAGGUGCGCUAUGUGAAGGAGCCGUACAUCCAGUCGCGCUUCUACAGGGCUCCCGAGAUUCUGCUGGGGCUGCCCUUCUGCGAGAAGGUGGAUGUGUGGUCACUGGGCUGUGUCAUGGCUGAACUGCACCUGGGCUGGCCGCUCUAUCCGGGUAACAAUGAGUACGACCAGGUGCGCUACAUCUGUGAGACCCAGGGCCUGCCCAAGCCCCACCUGUUGCACGCCGCCCGCAAGGCCCACCACUUCUUCAAGCGCAACCCCCACCCUGAGGCCACCAACCCCUGGCAGCUCAAGUCCUCGGCUGACUACCUGGCUGAGACCAAGGUACACCCACUGGAGCGCCGCAAGUACAUGCUCAAGUCACUGGACCAGAUUGAGACGGUGAAUGGCGGUGGGGCAGCUGGGCGGCUGACCUUCCCAGACCGGGAGGCCCUGGCGGAGCAUGCUGACCUCAAGAGCAUGGUGGAGUUGAUCAAGCGCAUGCUGACCUGGGAGUCGUAUGAACGCAUCAGCCCCAGCGCCGCCCUACGCCACCCCUUCGUGUCCAUGCAGCAGCUGCGCAGCGCCCACGAGACCACCCGCUACUACCAGCUGUCUCUGCGCAGCUGCCGCCUCUCCCUGCAGGUGGAGGGCAAGCCCCCCACACCCAUGGUGGCCACUUCAGAAGAUGGGCCCCCCUACUAUCGUCUGGUUGAGGAAGAGGAGGCAAUGGGCCUGGGCAGUGUGGCGGGCAGUGGGCCUUUCUGCCGUGAGGAGAAGGCACCGGGCAUGCAGAAGGCCAUUGACCAGCUGGACGACCUGAGUCUGCAGGAGGCAGGCUGUGGGCUGUGGGAUGAGACCCCCAACAUGCUGGCACCACUCAAGGCAGCCGUCGCUGGCCUCCGGGUGCCCGACUCGGGCCCUGAGCCCAUCCUGGCCUUCUAUGGCAGCCGCCUGGCUGGCCGCCACAAGGCCCGGAAGCCAACUGCAGGGUCCAAGUCUGACUCCCACUUCAGCAACCUCAUCAGGCUGAGCCAGGCCUCGCCCGAGGAUGACGGGCCCUGCUGGGGCAGUGGCUGCAGCUGGGCGGAAGGAGAGCACUGCGGCACCUCCGCCAAGCCUCCUACCAUCCCACAGCGGGAUGGGGAUGGGCCAGACAUCAAGGACAUGACCAUGGAUGCUGAGAAGCCUGGCCCCGAGCUCUUCGACCCCAGCAGCUGUUCUGGGGAAUGGCUGAGUGAGCCAGACUGGGCCCUAGAGGGCAUCAGGGGCCCACGGGCUCCGGGUCUUCGCUCCCGCCAUGCCCACCCACAUGGUCCGCUCCGGGCGGCCAGCUUUCUGCAGCAUGUUGGCGGGCAACAUUGAUGGCGACCCCACCUCUACCCAUCACUGGUGGCUGAGCUAGCUGGGCUGGCAUUCCCUCCUCAGAGCCACACCCUGAACCCACAGAUUUCUUACAGAAAGAUAGUUAUCCAGCAAUCCCCAUCCCUGCCCACAGUGCAAGCCUGCACAUGCACCUGGGCCACAGGAGGGCCUUGGCUUCUGGUCCGUGGCCACCUUGGUCAGAGGGACACAGAGAGGUGGCUGCACCCUGUUGGCCACAUUU
Molecule: messenger RNA, 2083 nt
Organism: Phyllostomus hastatus (greater spear-nosed bat)
Lineage: Eukaryota; Metazoa; Chordata; Mammalia; Chiroptera; Phyllostomidae
Gene: HIPK4
Product: homeodomain interacting protein kinase 4
Exons: 4
Coding region: 1-1842 (613 amino acids)
Biological process (GO): peptidyl-serine phosphorylation; peptidyl-threonine phosphorylation
Cellular component (GO): cytoplasm; nucleus
Molecular function (GO): protein serine/threonine kinase activity; protein tyrosine kinase activity; ATP binding
Source: RefSeq, a predicted model, not a curated record